Molecule: messenger RNA, 2916 nt
Organism: Saccharomyces kudriavzevii IFO 1802
Lineage: Eukaryota; Fungi; Ascomycota; Saccharomycetes; Saccharomycetales; Saccharomycetaceae
Gene: HSH155
Product: U2 snRNP complex subunit HSH155
Exons: 1
Coding region: 1-2916 (971 amino acids)
Biological process (GO): spliceosomal complex assembly
Cellular component (GO): U2-type prespliceosome; U2 snRNP; catalytic step 2 spliceosome
Molecular function (GO): mRNA binding
Source: RefSeq, a predicted model, not a curated record
AUGAGUCACCCUGUGCAGUUUUUGAAAGCUGAUAGUAAUGAUGAGAGCCAUCGGUUGAGUGGGCAAUACUCGAUCCCUCAAGAUUUGAGAGAAAACCUACAAGAAGAAGCUGCACGUAUCGGUGAGAAGGAGAAGGAUGUGCUGCAAGAAAAAAUGAUAGCCAAGACAGUGCAGAAUGGAGAAGACUCGUACCACAAAAGGAGGUUUGAUAUGAGGAUUGAACCUGAUUCAGGCACGAGGAUGAUUACAUCUAACGAAGACAUUCAGAACGCUGUGGUGCCAAGGAAAAGAAAAUCAAGGUGGGAUGUAAAAGGGUAUGAGCCGCCUGAAGAGUCUCAAAGAACAGUCAGAGAAAGGGCUGAAAAUGCUUUGGUUGAUGUAGAGGGAAUUUACGAUUUGAUGUUUGUUAAACCGUCUGACCAUAAAUAUUUCGCUGCUAUUAUGUCCAAGAAGCCUAUAAAUGAGCUGAGCAAGGAUGAAAAGAAUGAGAGAGCAUUCUUGACCCUACUUCUGAAAAUCAAGAAUGGAAACACGGCGAGCAGGAGGACGUCAAUGCGACUUUUGACCGAUAAAGCAGUUAAAUUUGGCCCGGAAAUGAUAUUUGAUCGAUUAUUACCCAUAUUGUUGGAUAGAACCUUGGAAGAUCAAGAAAGACAUCUGAUGAUCAAAACCAUAGAUCGCGUUCUUUACAAAUUGGGAGAACUAACGAGGCCAUACGCGCAUAAAAUACUGGUAGUGACGGCUCCAUUGCUCAUUGACGAAGAUCCAAUAGUUCGUUCAACCGGUCAAGAAAUAAUUACAAAUUUGUCAACGGUGACUGGUCUAGCGACAAUGCUAACAGUUAUGAGACCUGACAUUGAAAAUGAGGAUGAAUAUAUUAGAAACAUAACUGCAAGAGCAACGGCAGUGGUAGCAAAAGCUCUUGGCGUUAAGCAAUUACUCCCUUUCAUCAACGCAGCGUGCCAUUCGCGGAAAUCGUGGAAAGCAAGGCAUACGGGUAUAAAGAUUGUACAGCAAAUAGGAAUAAUCUUGGGAAUAGGUGUGCUAAAUCACCUUACCGGCCUUAUAAGCUGUAUUAAGGACAAUCUAAUUGAUGACCACGUUCCGGUACGGAUUGUUACAGCAAACACCUUGUCUACACUGGCCGAAAAUGCAUAUCCGUACGGUAUCGAAGUCUUCAACGCUAUAUUGGAACCUCUAUGGAAAGGCAUAAGGAGCCAUCGUGGUAAGGUAUUAUCUUCUUUUCUAAAAGCCGUUGGAUCUAUGAUCCCACUGAUGGACCAAGAAUAUGCCGGCUACUAUACUACGGAGGCAAUGAGGAUAAUUAGACGCGAAUUCGACACUCCCGAUGACGACAUGAAAAAGACUAUCCUUAUUGUGUUACAAAAAUGUAGUGGAAUUGAAUCCAUAAGUCCAACCUUUUUGAGAGAGGAAAUUGCACCAGAAUUCUUUCAAAAAUUUUGGGUUAGGCGUGUGGCAUUGGACAGGCCGUUGAACAAGGUCGUUACAUAUACUACGGUGGUAUUAGCAGAGAAGCUAGGUUGUUCGUAUACCAUUGAUAAAUUAUUAAAACCUUUGAGAGAUGAAGCUGAACCGUUCAGAACAAUGGCAGUCCAUGCGGUAACUAAAGUAGUGAAUAUGCUGGGGACUGCAGAUUUGAGUGAAAGAUUAGAAACAAGACUUAUCGAUGCACUCCUGAUAGCAUUCCAAGAACAAACAAACAAUGAUACUAUAAUUUUUAAAGGGUUUGGGGCAGUUACGUUGUCGCUUGACAUCCGGAUAAAGCCAUUUUUAGCACCCAUAGUCAGUACAAUUUUGAAUCACCUGAAACACAAGGCCUCAUUAGUACGUCAAAAUGCGGCAGAUCUGUGUGCCAUAUUGAUACCUGUAAUCAAGAAUUGCCACGAAUUCGAAAUGUUGAAUAAAUUGAACAUUAUAUUGUAUGAGUCCUUAGGCGAAGUAUACCCAGAGGUAUUAGGCUCCAUAAUCAAUGCAAUGCGCUGUAUUUUGGUUGCUCUAGAUUUGGAUAAACUGCAACCCCCAGUUAACCAAAUUCUGCCAACUCUAACUCCAAUCUUGAGAAAUAAGCAUAGGAAAGUCGAGGUGAACACUAUCAAAUUUAUUGGACUUAUCGCGAAAAUAGCGCCCACCCGUGCUCCCCCCAAAGAAUGGAUGAGAAUCUGUUUUGAGCUAUUGGAACUAUUAAAAAGUACGAAUAAGGAAAUAAGAAGGUCAGCGAAUACCACAUUUGGAUUUAUUGCAGAAGCAAUUGGGCCUCAAGAUGUUCUUGUUGCUUUAUUAAACAAUUUAAAGGUUCAAGAACGUCAGUUACGUGUAUGCACAGCUGUUGCUAUUGGAAUUGUAGCUAAAGUAUGUGGUCCUUAUAACGUUCUGCCAGUAAUUAUGAAUGAAUACACAACACCAGAGACUAAUGUUCAAAAUGGUGUUCUUAAAGCCAUGUCAUUCAUGUUCGAGUAUAUUGGCAACAUGUCGAAGGAUUACAUAUACUUCAUUACACCUUUAUUGGAAGAUGCGCUCACUGAUAGGGAUUUAGUCCAUCGUCAGACCGCAUCAAAUGCCAUAAGCCAUUUAGCUUUGAAUUGUUCGGGUACUGGUCAUGAGGAUGCCUUCAUUCAUUUGUUAAAUAUUCUAAUCCCCAAUAUUUUUGAAACUUCACCACAUGCUAUUUUGCGUAUUUUAGAAGGUUUGGAAGCACUGAGUCAAGCGGUUGGCCCUGGCAUUUUCAUGAACUACGUAUGGGCGGGAUUAUUUCAUCCAGCUAAAAAUGUCAGGAAGGCAUUCUGGAGAGUAUAUAACAACUUAUACGUAAUGUAUCAGGACUCGAUGGUGCCUUUUUAUCCUGUAACUCCAGAUAACAAUGAACGGUAUGUAGAAGAGUUAGAUUUGAUUUUGUGA